Brassica oleracea var. oleracea is the source of this 2053-nucleotide messenger RNA. RefSeq names its product U4/U6 small nuclear ribonucleoprotein PRP4-like protein. The transcript is spliced from 7 exons. Lineage: Eukaryota; Viridiplantae; Streptophyta; Magnoliopsida; Brassicales; Brassicaceae. The record is from RefSeq and is a predicted model, not a curated record. Gene Ontology annotation, molecular function: U4 snRNA binding; protein binding; U6 snRNA binding. Gene Ontology annotation, cellular component: U4/U6 x U5 tri-snRNP complex. The coding region runs from base 182 to 1792 and encodes 536 amino acids. Gene Ontology annotation, biological process: mRNA splicing, via spliceosome.
CAGGUUUACAGAGAAGUUGGUUUGGUAAUAUUGGACUUCCUUCGCUGCUUCUCCUCCGUCUUGCGACUGCCUUUGGAGAGAAGAAGGAACACACAAAGCUCAGAUCAGCUGCGAAACCUACUUCCUGUUUGGGCCUCGAAGAGAGUAACGUGAUUCGGAGCUUCCUGAUUGCUGUUUCAACAUGGAACCCAACAAUGAAGAUAAUGUUUCAUUCGUACCAGCAGCUUCAGUUCCAGGCGUCUCUGCCAUACCACCUCCGUCUUUUCCUCCACCAAUGGCUCCUAUACCACAUCCUCCACUAGCCCGCCCACCUACUUUUAGGCCUCCUCAAAACGGUGGAGCGAAAGCUAGCGACUCGGACUCUGAAUCAGACGAUGAACAUUACGUAAUAUCUGAAGAGAGUAAGCAGGUCAGGGAAAGACAAGAGAAGGCAAUGCAAGAGCUGCUGAUAAAGCGCCGUGCUGCUGCUAUCGCAGUGCCGACAAACGACAAAUCCGUUAGAGACCGGCUCAGACGACUCGGCGAGCCCAUCACUCUGUUCGGAGAACAGGAGAUGGAGAGAAGAGCUAGGCUGGCUCAGCUUAUGGCUAGGCUUGAUAUUGGUGGACAGUUGGAUAAACUGCUACAAGCUUACGAAGAUGACGCGGCUCCGAAAGAUGAAGUGGACGAGGAAGAGCUUCAGUACCCUUUUUUCACUGAAGGUCCGAAGGAGCUUAGAGAGGCUAGGAUUGAGAUCGCUAAGUUUUCGAUCAAGAGAGCUGCUGUGAGGAUUCAGCGUGCUAAGCGGAGGAGGGAUGAUCCAGAUGAAGAUGUGGAGGCAGAGACUAAAUGGGCUUUGAAGCAGGCUAAAGGCUUGGCUCUUGAUUGCAGUAACUUUGGGGAUGAUCGUCCUCUAACUGGCUGCUCCUUCUCAAGAGAUGGAAAGAUACUUGCAACAUGUUCUCUGAGUGGAGUUACUAAACUAUGGGAGAUGCCUCAAGUUACAAACAAGAUUGCUGUCUUGAAGGAUCACAAAGAACGUGCAACCGAUGUAGUGUUCUCCCCUGUGGAUGACUGUCUAGCAACUGCUUCCGCUGAUCGAACCGCAAAGCUGUGGAAAACCGAUGGCACACUCCUACAAACAUUCGAAGGUCAUUUGGACCGUCUUGCACGUGUUGCCUUCCACCCAUCAGGGAAGUACCUAGGGACAACAAGCUUCGAUAAAACAUGGAGACUGUGGGACAUAAACACAGGAGCAGAGCUGCUUUUGCAAGAAGGUCACAGCCGCAGCGUCUACGGGAUUGCGUUUCAGCAAGAUGGUGCAUUAGCAGCUUCCUCUGGGCUUGAUUCGCUUGCACGGGUUUGGGAUCUCCGCACUGGUAGGAGUAUUCUCGUCUUCCAAGGACAUAUCAAACCGGUUCUCUCGGUGACUUUCUCUCCAAAUGGCUAUCACUUAGCUUCUGGUGGUGAGGAUAAUCAGUGCCGUAUUUGGGAUUUGAGAAUGAGAAAGUCGUUGUACAUAAUACCAGCUCAUGCUAACCUUGUGUCUCAAGUUAAGUAUGAACCACAAGAAGGCUACUUCCUGGCCACUGCAUCAUACGACAUGAAAGUCAAUAUAUGGUCAGGCAGAGACUUCUCGCUUGUUAAAAGCUUAGCAGGACACGAGUCAAAAGUGGCCUCUCUAGAUAUCACUGCAGAUAGCUCGUGUAUCGCAACUGUGUCACAUGACCGUACCAUCAAGCUUUGGACAAGCAGUAGCAACGAAGAAGAAGAAGAAGACCAAGGCGGAGAAACAAUGGACGUAGAUCUCUAGCUUCUUUAUUCAUAAUACUUCCGAGAGAGAGAGAGAGAGAGAAAAACUUGGAGUUGAGAGGUUUAGAGAUUAGCCUGCCAGAGAGAAUCUUUAAAUUGGUGUUGUUUGUAGUCAGGAUGAUGAUACAUUGUCUUUGAGAUUUUUGCCACUGCGUUGAACAAAAAAAGCAGAUGACUGAACUUUGUUUCCCUGAAACACUACUUUACACCAUGUUAACAAAAAAAAAAAAAUUACGUUGCUAUAUAGAUUGUACAAGGAACU